Stegastes partitus (bicolor damselfish) is the source of this 847-nucleotide messenger RNA. It is a transcript of the gene ifitm5, whose product is annotated as interferon induced transmembrane protein 5. Lineage: Eukaryota; Metazoa; Chordata; Actinopteri; Pomacentridae. The record is from RefSeq and is a predicted model, not a curated record. The coding region runs from base 5 to 616 and encodes 203 amino acids. The transcript is spliced from 2 exons. Gene Ontology annotation, cellular component: plasma membrane.
ACAAAUGCAAGUACGUUGUAUUUGCUUUUGCAUGAUUGGUUUACAGUGGAAAAAAAAAAAACUGUCCUCUACUCAGCCCAAACACCUUCAAGAGAAGUCAGUACUUGCGGUCGCGCGUCACUUCUUCAACAGAUUUCUACAGGCUCUACUUCAAACUGCAACUGAGCUCACAGUGAUGAAUCCUGAAGGUUACCCGAGUGAUUCAGUUCCACUGCAGGGGAGGCCGUAUGAUGGGUCCUCUGGACAGCCUGCAGGCCCUACAAUGGUUCAAUACACCACUGUGAACGUCACCACGGAGCCCCCCAAGGACCACAUCAUCUGGUCCACCUUCAACUUUGCCUACAUGAACCUAUGCUGCCUCGGACUGGCAGCUCUCAUCUACUCCAUCAAGGCCAGAGACCGGAAGGUGGUUGGAGAUCUGGAAGGAGCCCGACACUACGGCUCCACUGCUCGCUCCCUCAACAUCUGCAUCACUGUCCUGAUUUGCCUCAUUAUCCUCACUGUCAUUAUUAUCGUCAGCGUCACUGUUGCAAAAUUAAAUGCGCACCUUCACCAAGUUUCAUUAGGAAACAUUUACGAUGACAUCAACAAUUACAAUCACAAGUACAGAUGGUAAAUGUCGUGCGGCUUGUAGCUUUUGUGACUUUUUACAUCUUUGUACUUACUUGCUCAAACAAAAAAAGAUACAUGUUUUAUUGGUGUUACAAGAAAAUUAAAUGGUUUCAUCUGUAGUUCUCUGGUGACAUUUUAACAUUUUACUGUGUACAAUUCUGAUUUCCUGUCCUGUGUCUCAGUCAUUGUUCUAAAAAAACAACUUUCUGUGCCAAUAAAGGUGUUUGUAGUUGGA